GAACUGGAGGCACGUGACUAGCCCCCGGCCAUUUAGCCUAAAAGAGCAGGGCCCAGGGUUCCUGACCUCCAGGCCAGUCCUUCCUCCCGAACUAAUGCCACCUUGUAACGAUGAAAAUUGGUGCCGUUACCUCUUCGGGUGCUUGGGGCUGGGGGCGCUCCUGCUGCUGGCUGUGGUCAUCCUGUGCGCCUGCCUGUGUCGGCUCCAUCGCAGAGUGAAGAGGCUGGAGAGGAGCUGGGCCCAGCUCUCUAAGCAGGAGCUCCACUACGCAUCUCUGCAGAGGCUGCCCAUGCCCAGCAGUGAGGGACCUGACCCCUGGGGCAGAGAAGAGGAAGGCACCAAGGCAGACCCCAGCGCCGAUUAUGCCUGCAUCGCCAAUAAAAAACCCACCUGAGCACCCCAGAUGCCUCCCUGGACCCAGGCAGGUGGUCAGGGUCAUCCUGUUGUU
Messenger RNA from Propithecus coquereli (Coquerel's sifaka), 448 nucleotides. RefSeq names its product leukocyte specific transcript 1 (gene LST1). Gene Ontology annotation, cellular component: membrane. Bases 95 to 394 code for a protein of 99 amino acids. The record is from RefSeq and is a predicted model, not a curated record. Lineage: Eukaryota; Metazoa; Chordata; Mammalia; Primates; Indriidae. The transcript has 4 exons. Gene Ontology annotation, biological process: immune response; cell morphogenesis; dendrite development.